UUAGUGCAGCGUUGCACCGAGGAAAACCUUCACUUAUCCCAUUUCAGUAUUUUCUCAUAUUUCCGCCUUUCCCCUCUCCUCUUCGCUCUCCCUUCGUCCUUCCAUUCUUUUCGACUUCGUCUCUUCGUUCCACGUUUGUGUUUCUGCCUCAGCUCGUGGCCAUCGUCGCCGUCACCAUUCGUUUACGACACAUAUACAACAGUCACUCAUUUGAUCAGUCUUGUUCUUCACUGCCUCUAGCCUUCCGGUCCUUUUCACAUUUCUGUCAUCGAACCAAUUAGUGGCCAAGUCCCGGCAAAAGUCAUCACAUCCACCAACCAAGCCACCAGCUCGAUAUUACUAUUCAAAAUGCGUUUCUCCGUCGCCGCCGUCCUCGCUAUUGCGACCGCCGUCUUUGCCCAGACCGAUGGCUUUGAUGUCAUCUCCAACCCAUAUGCUGGUGAGAAGGUGCUUGCUGGUCUGCCCUGUGAGAUCAAAUGGGCGCCUUCGUCCGACCCGAAAUUCCAGGGCACCGUCCGUAUCGAUGUCCUCGGAGGCACCACCCCUCAGACGUUGGACAAGGUUGGAACUGUUGCCUCGGGCGUUGACAGCAGCAAGGGUUCUUACAAGUGGAUGGUCGACGCUCACCUAGGCAAGGCCAACACCUACGGUAUUCAGAUCACCUUGGAGUCCAAUGAGAAGGUCUUCCAGUACUCAUUCCCCUUCCACAUCAUUGGCGGCCUUGCCGACUCUGGUGAUGCCACCACCGUCACUGUUCCCACUACCGCUGCCGCUGGCACCGCUAAGCCUCUGACCGUCGCCGCUCCUGCCACUACCAAGGCUGCCAUCACUACCACCAAGGCCUCCGAUGCCGCCGAUGCCGCCGAGACCACCGCCAACGCCGCUACUGGUGCCGCCUCCGGCUCUGCCGGCGACUCCUCCGCCUCCGGCGCCGUUUCCUCCUUCAGCACCGUCGUCGGCAGCUCCUCUGCUUCCGUCGAGGCUUCUGCCACCUCUUCUGACGUCGUCGCUACCGCUUCUGCUUCUUCCACUGGCGCUGUUGCCACUGGCGGUGCUGCUACCUUUGGCGCCAGCACCGGUGCUCUCUUUGGCGGUGUCGCCAUGGCCCUCUUCGCUCUCUAAAAGAGGACGUUCUGGGCUCUGAUACCCAACGUUGGAAAGGGGGUUGUUUUUGUCUUGUUUGAUUUUGCAUACGCCCGGUAUUACGAUGAAUACCA
Molecule: messenger RNA, 1217 nt
Organism: Neurospora hispaniola
Lineage: Eukaryota; Fungi; Ascomycota; Sordariomycetes; Sordariales; Sordariaceae
Product: Ser-Thr-rich glycosyl-phosphatidyl-inositol-anchored membrane family-domain-containing protein
Exons: 2
Coding region: 349-1122 (257 amino acids)
Source: RefSeq, a predicted model, not a curated record